UGAGACACGUGUUGCCCUUUGGGCCUGUCUCUUUGAGAAGAGAGAGAGAGAGAGUUGAAGAUCGAUGGCUGAAGGCGCGAUGAUCCCCAGCAACUGAAGAAGAGAAGCCAGAGCUUCAGGCAGAGGCUACUUCCCUGGAGCCUUUCUUCGACGCUUAUCAUCAGGCAGAAGCUGAAUCCUGGCCUCCAACGUCACGAGAUGUCUCUCCUCCGCCUCUUCGAGACUGUCUCCGAUGACUGCGUCACACUUGCUCUCAUCCAGAUUAAAUUGACUGAUGUUACUGAUCCCAUGGUCAAUGAGAAGGUUGCUGAUCAGGAUGAGCUGCGUGAUGUUGUUCUGCUCGUGUUUGCUAACAAACCGGAUCUUCCAAAUGCCAUGAACGCAGCUGAGAUCACCGAUAAGCUUGGUCUCCACUCUCUCCGUCAGCGUCACUGGCGUAGAGGGGAAGAUUGUGGUUGA
Messenger RNA from Brassica oleracea var. oleracea, 459 nucleotides. Its product is annotated as ADP-ribosylation factor-like. NCBI's taxonomy places the organism in Eukaryota, Viridiplantae, Streptophyta, Magnoliopsida, Brassicales, Brassicaceae. The record is from RefSeq and is a predicted model, not a curated record. The transcript is spliced from 4 exons. The coding region runs from base 199 to 459 and encodes 86 amino acids. Gene Ontology annotation, molecular function: GTPase activity; GTP binding.